Triticum turgidum subsp. durum (durum wheat) is the source of this 1962-nucleotide messenger RNA. Lineage: Eukaryota; Viridiplantae; Streptophyta; Magnoliopsida; Poales; Poaceae. The record is from the annotation of a GenBank genome assembly.
AUGGACGAGGAGGAGGAGAUUGAAGGGGCGCCGGCCUUCUUCCACCGCCACCCUCUCCUCUUCUACUUCCUCCUCUUCCUCGCCUUCACCUACGCCUUGGUCUACCCCGUCUUCGCCUUCAUCCUCGCCGCCGUCCCGGUCUUCGUCCUCACCGCCCUCCUCCUCGGCAUCGUCCUCCUCCACAGCGUGCCCCAGGAUCAUGACCCGCAUGUCUACAAGAAGAUCACCCACCGCCCACCACAAUGCCAACCAAGCAGCAGUACAGCCCCCAUCGGAGGAGGGAGCACCAGACAUCACCACCAACCCUCCUACGAAUCCAGCAACCCCUCCUCCUCCUCCGCAGACGAAAAUGACAACCACCCACCCAGGGCCAUGUCCACCGCCUCCUCACACGCCUCCUUCCCCGACGACACCGCCGCCAACACCGAAUCUGAAUCAACCGACUCUGACCAUGAAGAAAAGCAGCACAACCACCACCGGUCCGACAAAAAGGACGCGGUGCGGGCCGUCGCGUGGACGGCCGAUGACGCCAAGAGCAUCGAGAACAUCGGCUCGCUCGAGCUCGAGAUGAACGCCACCGUCGAGAAGCUCAUAUCCAGGCGCCGCGCCCGCGGCCACCAGCGACCCCUCCACCAACACCACCACCAACACCAUCACGUCAUGGACCUCGCCGACGACCCGUCCAAGCUCAGCAUCGCCACCAGGAAGAGGAACCCCUUCGACCUCGACGGGCCCUACGACGAGGACGACAACUUCCCCGACUCCGCACCCUCCAUGCUCGGCCUACGCCCCUCGCGCAACCCCUUCUUCGAUGAUAUUGACGACGAUCUCCAUCUCCAAGCACCACCGCAGCCGUCGUCCAUCCCGGGGGCGGCCCAGAAGAACGCCAUGCUGUUCCGACGGCACGAGAGCUUCACCGUGGGUGCGCCGCACGUCAGCGACUUCCGGCCAUCCCGCUUCAGGCCCUACUUCGUCACGGAGAAGAUGCAGGGCCAGCCGGUCACGGUUCCCGAGGCCAGCCGCAAGAGCAGCUCCUCGUCCACGUCUUCCUCCUCUGCGGGUGCCACUGCCUAUGCUUACGCCUAUGCCUACGCCUCCGCCAACAAAGAAGAAGAGGCAGCAGCAGAACAAGAAGAAGCAGAAGCAGAAGCAGCAACAAUGUCGGAGGAGGUGAAGAGUACCGUAGAGUACAGCAGCAGGUCUCAUGAGGUGGCGGCGGUGGACGUGGAGCUCAUCAGCGACUCUUCCAACGAUGACAUGACACUGCCUGGUGGCAGCCAUGCCCAUAAAGAGCAUCAAGUACCGGUACAGCAGCAGCAGCAGGCGGCUGAGCAAGAGCAGCAAAUGAAGAUGGAGCAGCAGCAGCAGCAGGCAGCUGAGCAGGAGCAGCAAAUGAAGCUGCAGCAGGAGCAGCAGAUGAAGCUGCAGCAGGAGCAGCAGAUGAAGGAGCAGCGAAUGAAGCAGCAGUUGGCUGAGCAGGAGCAGCAAAUGAAGCAGGCGGCUGAGCAAGAGCGGCAAAUGAAAAUGCAGCAGCAGCAGCAGUUGGCGUUAUCAGACGAUGACGAGGGGGAUUCGUUUGAGGUGGAGAGCAUCACGAAACAAGUAGCAGCGGCGGCGGCGGGCAAAACCAAGCAGCUUGAGACAGAUCCUGCAUACGACUACAGCCCGUCAAAGACGGAGAAGGCAGCAUUUGCCCAGUUACCUCCUCCGGCGCCGCCAAAUAAGCUGCAGACGAUGCGGAGGGUGUUCUCAGAAGAAGACGCGGAUGAGCCAUGGGCAGCGCCGAGCGGAGUGGAGGAGACAGCUGAGAAUGAGGGGAGGGAGCAAGACCCUCCUCUUUCUGCUCCUGCUGCUGGUGCGGCCCCUCCUCUUUCUGCUGCCGCCAAGAAAGCUAUCGGCAAGUCGACCAAGGCGUACAAGCCGCCAACCAAGAAGGCAGUCUUAGGCUUCUUCCGCAAGUGA